Malania oleifera is the source of this 2676-nucleotide messenger RNA. Its product is annotated as phosphate transporter PHO1 homolog 3. NCBI's taxonomy places the organism in Eukaryota, Viridiplantae, Streptophyta, Magnoliopsida, Santalales, Ximeniaceae. Gene Ontology annotation, biological process: cellular response to phosphate starvation; phosphate ion transport. Bases 146 to 2530 code for a protein of 794 amino acids. The transcript is spliced from 13 exons. Gene Ontology annotation, molecular function: inositol hexakisphosphate binding. The record is from RefSeq and is a predicted model, not a curated record. Gene Ontology annotation, cellular component: plasma membrane; cytoplasm; trans-Golgi network.
UUUCUUCUUUUUGCUUGUCUACAAAAAUAAGCAAAGGAAAGAAAAGCCACAACAUAGAUAUACUGAAUCGCACAGCUCUAAGGAACUGCCCUGACAGUAAUAUAGAAGGUCACAAUCUGAUCGCUAGAGCAAGUGCAAUCUAAACAUGAAGUUUGGGAAGGAAUUUGCAUCACAAAUGGUGCCAGAAUGGCAAGAAGCAUACAUGGAUUACAAUUUCCUCAAGACCCUUUUGAAAGAAGUCCUACGUUUCAGGCUGAGAACCCGGCCACCAGCCACCCCUGGCAGUGGCCUAAAGCGAAAGAUGACGCUUUACAGAGCCUUCAGUGGUCUCACCCAGCGAAACAACCACCACUCCAUGAGCCCCUUGACUGCUGACAUUGAGAGCCAAGCCAUCCUAGUGAACCCAGUGAUCCGAGAUGGCUCGGAGGGCUACGAGACGAGGUUUCUGAUGGCAGGAGACGAGGGAGGAGAGUAUGAGCUGGUCUACUUCAGAAGGCUUGAUGAUGAAUUCAAUAAGGUGAACAGGUUUUACAGGGCUAAGGUGGAAGAGGUGUUGAAGGAGGCAGCCAUGUUGAACAAGCAGAUGGAUGCUUUGAUAGCUUUUCGAAUAAAGGUGGAGAAUCCUCAAGGUUGGUUUGACCGAUCUGCCGAGAUGACUCGUCUUGCUUCAGGCAUCGCUGCUUCUGCUGCUGCAUUAUCUGCUUCUACACCAUCUGGACCAAGAGCAGCAAACAGAAGACUUCACAUGGAUGUAAUUGAGGAAGGGAGGUCGAGCAGCCUGGAGCAUUUGGAUGAAUCGGGUGAUGAUAAAGAUGCUGAUGAAACCAAAACCGUGAGCCGAGAUGUUCAAGAAGAGAACCCAAGGAACAUGAGGGGUAGCAGGCCAGCUCGCUUGGAGAUACUCAACCGUGUGAAGAUGAACAACACUCUGGAGACUCCUCGUUCGACCAUAAAGGAUUUCCUCAAUGUCCCUAACAAUGCAGAGCUGAAAUUCAGCAGGGAAAAUCUGAAGAAGGUUGAAGAGCAGCUUAGGAGGGCUUUUGCUGAAUUCUACCAUAAGCUUCGUCUUCUAAAGAGCUACAGUUUCUUGAAUAUGCUGUCGUUUUCAAAAAUCAUGAAGAAGUAUGAUAAGAUCACUUCAAGAAAUGCAUCAAAACCCUACUUGAAAAUGGUGGAUAACUCAUACCUUGGCAGCUGUGACGAGGUUACAAAGCUUAUGGAGAGGGUGGAGGCCACAUUCAUCAAGCAUUUUGCCAACUCAAACCGCAGUAAAGGGAUGAGCAUUUUGAGGCCAACAGCAAGAAGAGAAAGGCACAGAAUAACAUUUUCCUUGGGUUUCUUUGCUGGUUGCUCAGCUGCUUUGCUGGUUGCCCUUAUUCUGAUUAUUCGUGCGCAAAACCUCCUAGACAAACCUGGUGGAACGCAGUACAUGGAGACUAUGUUUCCCCUUUAUAGCCUGUUUGGAUUCAUUGUUUUGCACAUGGUUAUGUAUGCUGCAAAUAUAUUCUUCUGGAGGCGGUACAGAAUUAACUAUUCAUUUAUAUUUGGAUUCAAGGAGGGAACUGAACUGGGUUACAGAGAAGUUCUCCUUUUAAGUUGUGGUCUUGCAGUACUAGCACUGGCUAGUGUGCUCUCAAAUCUUGACAUGGAGAUGGACCCCAAAACACGCGAUUACAAAGCCUUAACUGAACUUCUACCACUAGGCUUAGUAGUGCUUGUGAUUGUCAUAUUAUUUUGCCCCUUCAACAUCAUUUAUCGUUCCAGUCGAUUCUUCCUCCUCACAUGCCUGUUUCACUGUAUCUGUGCUCCACUUUACAAGGUCAUACUCCCAGAUUUUUUCCUGGCAGACCAGCUGACCAGCCAGGUGCAAGCAUUCAGAAGUUUGGAAUUCUACAUUUGCCACUAUGGCUGGGGAGACUACAAACUCAGGCAAAACACUUGCAAAUCAAGUGGUGUGUUCAAUGCAUUUUAUUUCAUUGUCGCUGUGAUUCCAUACUGGUCUCGCCUUCUCCAGUGUAUCCGACGCCUAUACGAAGAGAAAGAUGCAAUGCAGGGGUAUAAUGGGCUAAAAUACUUCUUGACAAUAGUAGCUGUUUGUAUGAGAACAGCUUACAGUCUCAACAAGGGAAUAAGUUGGAGGGUAAUAGCCUGGAUUGCCUCAGCUGCAGCAACUAUUUUUUCUACAUAUUGGGACCUUGUUUUUGACUGGGGCCUUCUUCAACAGCACUCUAAAAACCGCUGGUUGAGAGACAAACUCCUCAUCCAAUAUAAAGGCAUAUAUUUUGGAGCUAUGGUUUUAAAUGUCUUCCUGAGACUUGCUUGGAUGCAAACCGUAUUGAAUUUCUCAGUGUCGUUCUUACACAAAGAAGCUAUGGUUACUAUUGUUGCGAGCCUAGAGAUUAUUCGUCGUGGCAUAUGGAAUUUCUUCAGGUUGGAGAAUGAGCAUUUAAACAAUGUUGGCAAAUACCGGGCAUUCAAGUCUGUACCACUACCUUUCAACUAUGAUGAAGAUGAUGACAAAGAUGAAUAAGUGCCUUCUUGACACAGUUCAGAGAUAGUACUGGGGAAGGAAUGUAGAUAAAUGAUUAACAUUCUGGGUAGUGUUCAUGCGAAGCUCAGCCAUCUGGGGACAUUCGAAUGUUAAGCAGGAAGAAAAUGUUUAAUUGUUUGUGCAGC